This is a messenger RNA of Gavia stellata (red-throated loon), 2652 nucleotides long. Its product is annotated as protocadherin alpha-6-like. Gene Ontology annotation, cellular component: plasma membrane. The transcript has a single exon. The record is from RefSeq and is a predicted model, not a curated record. Gene Ontology annotation, biological process: homophilic cell-cell adhesion. Lineage: Eukaryota; Metazoa; Chordata; Aves; Gaviiformes; Gaviidae. Bases 1 to 2652 code for a protein of 883 amino acids. Gene Ontology annotation, molecular function: calcium ion binding.
AUGGGCGUGUGGUGGGGGCCGGUGGUGCGGGUGCUGGUGCUGCAGGCGGCCUGGGCGCUGGGCGGCGGGCAGGUGCGCUACUCGGUGCCGGAGGAAGCCAGGGCCGGGACGGUGGUGGGCCGGCUGGCGCAGGACCUGGGCCUGGAGGCGGGCGAGCCGGAGGCGCGGCGGCUGCGGCUGGUGGCGCAGGGCCGGCGGGCGAGCGUGGAGGUGAGCGGGGCGAGCGGGGCGCUGGUGGUGAGCUCGCGGCUGGACCGGGAGGAGCUGUGCGGGAAGAGCGCGCCGUGCGCCCUGCGCCUGGAGGUGCUGGUGGAGCGGCCGCUGCGCGUCUUCCACGUGGAGCUGGAGGUCACCGACAUCAACGACAACGCCCCGCUCUUCCCCGCCGCCCGCAAAAACCUCAGCAUCGCGGAACUGUCGCUGCCGGGCUCUCGUUUCCCGCUGGAGGGCGCGUCGGAUGCAGAUAUCGGAGCCAACGCGCAGCUCUCCUACACACUCAGCCCCAGCGAGCACUUCUCUCUGGAUGUGCAGAAACCCGAGGAGGACGGUGAGUCCUUAUUCCUGGUGCUCACGAAACCUCUGGACCGGGAGUCGGUGCCCGUGCACCGGUUGUUGCUGACGGCGAGUGACGGGGGCCGGCCGUCUCUGAGUGGCACGGUGGAGCUGGUGAUCUCGGUGCUGGAUGCGAACGACAACGCGCCCCAGUUCAACCAGUCGGUGUAUAAAGUGCAGCUGCCAGAAAAUACGGAACGCGGCAUUUUAGUGAUGCGUGUAACCGCGACGGAUUUGGAUGAGGGGACGAACAGGAAUAUCUCGUAUGCUCUCCAGCUCUUGUUCCCUCAGGAUGGAAGAGACGUUUUCGGGAUCGACAGAAAGAGCGGGGAGAUCCGUCUCAGGGGUGACUUAGACUUUGAGGAUGUUGGUCUCUAUCGCCUGCAAGUGGAUGCGGCGGAUCAGGGAAACCCCCCGCUGUCGGGUCACUGCAAGGUGGUGGUGGAGGUGGUGGACGUGAACGACAACGCGCCGGAGGUGUGGGUGACGUCGCUGUCGGUGCCGGUGGCGGAGGACGCGUCGGUGGGGACGGUGGUGGCGCUGCUGAGCGUGUCGGACCGGGACUCGGGGGCGAACGGUCGGGUGCGCUGCGCGGUGUGGCCGGCGGGGCCGUUCGGUCUGGUGGCGACGUUCGCGGGCUCGUACUCGCUGGUGCUGCGGGAGGCGCUGGACCGGGAGCGGGUGUCGGAGUACGAGGUGGAGGUGCGGGCGGAGGACGGCGGGGCGCCGCCGCUGCGCGCCAGCCGCGGGGUGCGGGUGCCGGUGUCGGACGUGAACGACAACGCGCCGGCGUUCGCGCAGGCCGUGUACACGGUGCUGGCGCGGGAGAACAACGCGGCGGGCGCGGAGCUGGCGCGGCUGUGGGCGCGGGACCCGGACGAGGCGGGCAACGGGCGCGUGAGCUACUCGGUGGCGGAGGGCGGCGUCGGGGGCGCGUCGGCGGGCGGCGGGUGGCGGUCGGCGUCGAGCUACGUGUCGGUGGACGCGGAGAGCGGGCGGCUGUGGGCGCUGCAGCCCUUGGACUACGAGGAGCUGCAGGUGCUGCAGUUCGAGGUGCGUGCGGUGGACGCGGGGGAGCCGCCGCUGUGCGGCAACGCCACGGUGCAGCUCUUCGUGGUGGACGAGAACGACAACGCGCCGGCGCUGCUGCCGCCUGCCGGCGGCGGGCCGGGGCCCGGGGCCUCGGGCGAGGCGGCGUGGGUGCCGGGCGCGGGGCCGGGCGCGGGGGCGUGGUGGGCGUGGGCGGCGUGGGGGGCGCCGGCGGGGCAGGUGGUAGCGAAGAUCCGCGCGGUGGACGCGGACUCGGGCUACAACGCGUGGCUGCGCUACGAGCUGUGGGAGCCGCGGGGGAAGGGCCCGUUCCGCGUGGGGCUGUACAGCGGCGAGGUGAGCACGGCGCGGGCGCUGGAGGAGGCGGACGGCCCGCGGCAGCGGCUGGUGAUCGUGGUGCGGGACCACGGGGAGCCGGCGCGCUCGGCCACGGCCACGCUGAGCGUGUCGCUGGUGGAGGGCGGGGAGGCGGCGCUGGCGGCCGCGGGCUCGUCGUCGGGGUCGGGGUCGGGGCUGCGGGCGUCGUCGGGCGCGGAGGGCGGCGCGUCGUCGUCGUCGAGGAACGUGUGGCUGGUGGUGGCGAUCUGCGCGGUGUCGAGCCUGUUCCUGCUGGCGGUGGUGCUGUACGGGGCGUCGCGGUGGGCGCCGCGGGCGGCCGUGCUGUCGGGGCCCGGGCCGGCGACGCUGGUGUGCGCCAGCGAGGUGGGGAGCUGGUCGUACUCGCAGCGCCAGAGCCGGAGCCUGUGCGUGGCGGACGGCGCGGGCAAGAGCGACCUGAUGGUUUUCAGCCCCAACUUCCCGCCGCCGCUCGGCGCCGCGGCGAAGGAGACGCAGCCGGAGCCGCCCGCUCUCCUGGACACGGUCAGUGGCCCUUCCUUUCUCGCCUCCCGCCCCUUCCCCCCUUGUCGCCCUUCCCGCCCGCCCCCUGGGCUGUCGGUGGUGGGAGCCGGGCUCAGCCCCCGGUGCCUGUGGGUGGUGGGUGCGUGCUGGGUGCUUGCGGCUGUUCAUGGGACCUUUGCAUCUGCCUUCGGGUCCUUGCGGGAAAAAUAA